AUUUUGAUACAUACAGAAAAAUUGGUUGUUGUUGACGACGCGUCUUCGUUCUCUUUGCUUGCCAAUUUGGAGCUUUUCGUUUUCUCCUCUUUGAUCUUCAAUUUCGUUGAGUUUUGAGCUGAAGAUUCUCGACCUGCGAUAGAGUUUUAGAUCGAUAAUCAUGGCUAGCGCUGGAAACAAGAACAUUAACGCGAAAUUGGUGUUACUUGGAGAUGUUGGGGCUGGAAAAUCGAGUCUUGUGUUACGGUUUGUUAAAGAUCAGUUUGUUGAAUUCCAGGAAUCAACCAUAGGUGCAGCUUUUUUCUCACAAACACUAGCCGUGAAUGAUGCCACUGUGAAGUUUGAGAUAUGGGAUACAGCGGGUCAGGAGCGAUACCAUAGUUUGGCUCCAAUGUACUACAGGGGUUCAGCUGCUGCAAUUAUUGUCUUUGAUGUUACGAAUCAGGCCUCGUUUGAGAGAGCAAAGAAAUGGGUUCAGGAACUGCAGGCACAAGGUAAUCCUAAUAUGGUGAUGGCUCUUGCUGGCAACAAAUCUGAUUUAUUAGAUGCAAGAAAGGUGACUGCAGAGGAGGCAGAAACAUAUGCUCAGGAGAACGGUCUUUUCUUCAUGGAAACUUCAGCAAAAACCGCAGCUAAUGUCAAAGAGAUAUUCUAUGAAAUUGGUUAGUUACCAAGAAGGCUACCGCGAGUACAGCCAACAGAAAACCCAAGUGGAAUGGUUCUACCAGACAGGGCCAUGGAUAGGGCAGUGAGUUCAUCUUGUUGUGCUUAGUUAUAUCUAUGUAACAUCAUACAUUUGCCUUAAAAGAGACCUUUUGGUCAGUCACAAUGGAGUUAUAGACUUCUGACGUCUGUGUUUGCAUCUCUUUCCUUUAAUUUGCUUGGAUAUUUAAUUAAAGCCUUGGAAACAAUAAAGGGUUGUACAUGAAAGAAGAUAUAUCUUAUUAACAUUUGAUCUA
Eutrema salsugineum is the source of this 959-nucleotide messenger RNA. RefSeq names its product ras-related protein RABF2b. Gene Ontology annotation, molecular function: GTP binding; GTPase activity. The transcript is spliced from 7 exons. Lineage: Eukaryota; Viridiplantae; Streptophyta; Magnoliopsida; Brassicales; Brassicaceae. The record is from RefSeq and is a predicted model, not a curated record. The coding region runs from base 161 to 667 and encodes 168 amino acids.